Molecule: messenger RNA, 2101 nt
Organism: Ilex paraguariensis (yerba mate)
Lineage: Eukaryota; Viridiplantae; Streptophyta; Magnoliopsida; Aquifoliales; Aquifoliaceae
Source: the annotation of a GenBank genome assembly
ACACCACAUCCUUGGUAGUUAUUCACGGAGGGAGGUCCACUUGUGCUUCAGCUCUUUCCACUUCUCUCUCCUCUCUCUCUGGUCUGUGUUAGAUCUGCAUUUGCUGAGUGAAAGAUGUUCAUUGAGAGCUUUAAAGUUGACAGUCCCAAUGUUAAGUACACGGAGAAUGAGAUUCACUCUGUGUACGACUAUGAGACCACAGAGCUUGUUCAUGAGAACAGAAAUGGUACUUACCAGUGGAUUGUCAAGCCCAAGACUGUCAAAUACGAGUUCAAAACUGAUACCCAUGUCCCCAAGCUAGGGGUUAUGCUUGUUGGGUGGGGAGGGAACAACGGCUCUACACUGACUGGUGGUGUUAUUGCAAAUCGAGAAGGAAUCUCUUGGGCAACCAAAGACAAGGUGCAACAAGCCAACUAUUUUGGUUCACUCACCCAGGCCUCUACAAUCCGAGUUGGGUCCUUCAACGGAGAGGAAAUCUAUGCCCCAUUCAAGAGCUUGCUCCCCAUGGUGCACCCAGAUGACAUUGUGUUUGGGGGUUGGGACAUAAGCAACAUGAACUUGGCAGAUGCCAUGGCCAGGGCUAGGGUAUUUGAUAUUGAUCUGCAGAAGCAGCUGAGGCCCUACAUGGAAUCCAUGGUCCCACUCCCUGGAAUCUAUGACCCUGAUUUCAUUGCAGCCAACCAAGGGUCACGUGCCAACAACUUGAUCAAAGGAACCAAGAAAGAGCAAGUCCAACAAGUCAUUAAAGAUAUUAGGGAGUUUAAGGAGGCAAAUAAGGUAGAUAAGGUAGUGGUUCUGUGGACUGCUAACACAGAGAGAUACAGUGAUGUAAUUGUUGGACUAAACGACACUGUGGAGAACCUCUUGGGUUCUUUGGAGAAGAACGAAGCUGAGAUCUCUCCUUCCACCUUGUAUGCCAUAGCUUGUGUUCUUGAAAACGUGCCUUUUAUCAAUGGAAGCCCACAGAACACUUUUGUUCCAGGGCUGAUUGAUUUGGCCAUAAAGGGAAACAGUUUGAUUGGCGGAGAUGACUUUAAGAGUGGUCAGACCAAAAUGAAAUCUGUGCUUGUUGAUUUUCUUGUGGGGGCUGGUAUCAAGCCAACAUCGAUUGUGAGCUACAACCAUCUUGGAAACAAUGACGGAAUGAAUCUAUCUGCUCCACAAACCUUCCGGUCCAAGGAGAUCUCUAAAAGCAAUGUGGUGGACGACAUGGUCUCCAGCAAUGGCAUCCUCUAUGAGCCUGGCGAGCACCCUGAUCAUGUGGUUGUUAUCAAGUAUGUGCCAUAUGUGGCUGAUAGCAAGAGGGCUAUGGAUGAGUACACAUCAGAGAUAUUCAUGGGUGGUAAAAACACCAUAGUUUUGCACAACACGUGCGAGGACUCUCUUUUAGCUGCUCCAAUCAUCUUGGACUUGGUUCUCCUUGCUGAACUCAGCACUCGCAUUCAACUUAAAUCUGAGCAAGAGGGUAAAUUCCACUCUUUUCAUCCUGUGGCUACAAUCCUCAGCUACCUCACUAAGGCCCCUCUGGUACCACCAGGUACCCCGGUGGUGAAUGCGCUAUCAAAGCAGCGGGCAAUGCUCGAGAACAUAUUGAGGGCUUGUGUUGGAUUGGCUCCGGAGAACAACAUGAUUUUGGAAUACAAGUAAAGAAUCAUAUCAAGACUCUUAUGGAAGAUUGGUUCCACCAAAUAUGGGGGGGACCCUUUCUACUUCCCUUUUUCAUCUGGUAUAAACGUAUGUGCUGAUGUGUUUGAAAAUUUAAUAUCUGUGGGGAAUUGACUUAGUGUGAGGCUUGUUUCUUGUAUCAGUUGUGUAUUUUGUUUGGUUGUUUUGAAGGAUUAAAGCCAUUGUGGUUUUUUCCUUUUGAUUUGUAAAGCUUUGCUUCUUGUAAUUCUGUUGGUUAGAAAUUAAUAAAUUUUAUGUGGUUGUGAAAAAAAAAAAAAAAAGACUUUGUAAGUCUAUUGUUGCUGUAAUGCCUUUGUUUUUUCAUUUUCUUUGGUUUCUUGGUUAGUGAUUACCACUGUAUUCCGGUUGCUUUGGCUCAGUUAGAGCAAGCAGCCUUUUUUAUGUAAAAGAUAGAUAUAUAUCAUAAAAGAGUGGU